Molecule: messenger RNA, 1476 nt
Organism: Lotus japonicus
Lineage: Eukaryota; Viridiplantae; Streptophyta; Magnoliopsida; Fabales; Fabaceae
Exons: 3
Coding region: 1-1476 (491 amino acids)
Source: RefSeq, a predicted model, not a curated record
AUGAACAACAACAAGGAUGUGGGUUCUAUUCACAGGCCACCUAUGCUUGAUGGAACAAAUUAUGACUACUGGAAGACUCGCAUGAUUGCAUUUCUUCGAUCUAUUGAUGAUGGAAGGGUGUACAAGUCGGUGCUCAAAGGAUGGACUCAUCCAGUGCAAACCAAGGAAGGAACCACAACUAUUGAACUCAAACUUGAAGUAGAUUGGAGCAAGACUGAAGAUGAAGAAGCUGCUGCAAACUCUAAGGCUCUUAAUGCUAUUUUCAAUGGUGUUGACAAGAACAUGUUCAGGCUGAUUCAUACUUGUACUACUGCUAAGGAUGCUUGGGAGAUUCUCAAGAUGAAGGAGGAAGAAACAAUCUCCGAGUUUCAUAUGUGUGUGCGUGAUAUGGCAAAUGCAUCUUUUGCACUAGGAGAACCCAUGACAGAUGAGAAAUUGGUCAGAAAAAUCCUUAGGUCUCUACCUAAGAAAUUUGACAUGAAGGUCACUGCUAUUGAUGAGGCACAAGACAUUAGUAGCGUCAAAGUGGAUGAACUAAUUGGGUCAUUACAAACCUUUGAAAUGUCCAUCAAUGAUAGGUCUGAGAAAAAGAACAGGAGCAUAACUUUUGUGUCAAAUAUGGGAAAAGGAAGUCAGAAUUGUGGAGACGCAAAUGAAAAUCUGGAAGAAGCACUAGCCUUGUGUUGCAACAGCAAAACCGCCAGGGAUGUGAAAGGACUGGGAUAUGUGAGUGACUCUACACCAGAUGAUGACAAGAAGGUCACUCAUCAGUUUGUACCUGCUAAAAGGAAAACUGAAUUUCACAUGUCAAGCCAGAUGCCACAACAUGGUGUCAAACAUGUGCAUUCUCAGAUUCCAUAUGCUUAUCCUCAAGCACAGAAAAUAAACAAAACCGGAUGGAAAUGUCACCAUUGCGGGAGGUAUGGCCACAUAAAACCUUAUUGCUACAGGCUACAUGGGUUUUCAAAAAGAAGUUCAGCUAAAUUUAACUCUAAUGAGUUAAAGAAGAAGAAGUGGAAGCCUAAGAUCAACACAUCUGCUCUAGUUGCAUAUACCUCUCUGAGAGCUUCUUCAAAAGAGGAUUGGUAUUAUGAUAGUGGGUGUUCCAGGCAUAUGACUGGAGUAAAGAAUUAUCUUGGUGAUGUAAAACCACACUCCACCAGUUAUGUUACUUUUGGUGAUGGUGCUCAAGGAAAAAUCAAAGGAUCCGGAAAGCUUGUUAGUAGUGGAUCUCCAGAGCUGGAUGAUGUCUUGCUAGUAGAAGGCCUGGCAGCAAAUCUGAUAAGCAUAAGUCAGCUAUGUGACUUGGAUCUAGAUGUUACAUUCUGCAAAACUGGAUGUCAAGUAACAGAUGGAAAUGGUGAAGUUGUCAUGAGAGGUGCAAGGUCAAAGGAUAAUUGCUUCAUGUGGAUCUCACAGUACAAAUCUAUGUCCUCAAGGUGUUUUGUAAGACCCACAUUUCAGACUUGGAUUUAA